UGUAGAUCGAGUUGUUCAAAGUUUCUGACAAAUGCUUAUCUGCAUGAGGCUCCGAACAGUCAAGUUGUCGAGCAACGCAUUGAAUGGCUGUAUGCUUUUGAUGUUCACUGCAACUCUUUCUUUCCCAUGUUCAUCAUGCUUUAUGUAAUUCAGUACUUUGUGUCACCUAUCUUGGUGGCACAUGGUUUCUUUCCAGUUCUCCUAUCAAAUCUGCUUUUCAUGGUGGCUAUUUCUUAUUAUCACUACCUGAAUUUCAUAGGAUAUGAUGUCCUACCAUUCUUGGACAAAACUACUUUCUUUUUGUAUCUAAUUGGUCUUGUCAUCAUCCUAUCCCCUCUUUCGAUACUGAAUGGCUUUAACCCUACAAGAUACGUCAUGAGCUUAUACUUUAGCUAGCGACUGUUAUUCACCCCACUGGAGCAGACAAAUCAUUGCAGAGGCAAAACUAAUUGCAGAUUAAUAGGUGGAAUUUUGUGGAAAAGAAGGAUAUGAUAAAUACCUUUGUUUAGGCAAAGUUGGCAGAACAUCCAUGGAGUCUUGCAGGUUUCAUCAUAGGGUGCAAAAUAUGCAGCAAUUACCACACAGGAAGCUUGGAACUUGAUGAACAGAGAGAAGGAAUGCUUUCUUUGGUCACUGUAUUUAGGAAAAAAAGCCUGUUGUUAGGCAACCAUGUGAAUGAAACGUCUAGUUUGCCUAGUAUUUAGGCAGUUUGAGCUAAUGUAAAAUUACAUGUGAUGGUGCUGAUUUUAACCUUCCCAUUUUAAGGAUCCAUAUCAUCAUAUACUUCAUGAA
This is a messenger RNA of Elaeis guineensis (African oil palm), 792 nucleotides long. Lineage: Eukaryota; Viridiplantae; Streptophyta; Magnoliopsida; Arecales; Arecaceae. The record is from RefSeq and is a predicted model, not a curated record.